Pristis pectinata (smalltooth sawfish) is the source of this 609-nucleotide messenger RNA. Its product is annotated as regulator of G-protein signaling 5-like. The transcript is spliced from 6 exons. NCBI's taxonomy places the organism in Eukaryota, Metazoa, Chordata, Chondrichthyes, Rhinopristiformes, Pristidae. The record is from RefSeq and is a predicted model, not a curated record. The coding region runs from base 1 to 609 and encodes 202 amino acids.
AUGUGCAAGGGCUUUGCUGCCUUGUCCAGCACCUGCCUCGAGAGGGCAAAGGAGAUGAAGGUUCAUCUGGGGCAGUUCCUGCACAAGCCGAAAGCUGUUGCUGACUGUCACCGUGUUUCUCCUGAAAAGCAUGGAAAGGUUACCGUAACAACCAGACCCGGCCCCGAGGGGACAUCGAAAGGAGGAAUCGGCUUUGAGAAACUCCUGGCCACCAAACGUGGCGUGUCUGCGUUCCGUGCCUUCCUGCGGUCUGAGUUCAGUGAGGAGAACAUCAAUUUCUGGCUGGCCUGUGAGGACUACCGGGACACGAAGACCGUCCCCAAACUCACGCUCAAGGCCCAGAAGAUCUAUGAGGAAUUUAUCAAGGUCCAGGCUCCGAAGGAGGUCAACCUUGACUCGCUAACCAGGGAAAUUGUUACCAAGAACCUGUUUGAUCCAACCGGUUCCUGCUUCCAGGUGGCCCAGGAGAGAAUUUAUAGUUUGAUGGAGAAAGAUUCCUUUCCCAGGUUCCUGAAAUCAGACUUCUUCUUGCCGAUGCUUAAGACAGUGGAGCAUGGAAUAAAGGGGAGGAGGUGGGGACGGGAACCAGAGGGGGGAAUGUGUGGGUGA